CCGCCUCACUCGCGUCGUCCAAGAAGGGACCUGAAACCUGGAACCAUGUCGACGCCCCAUCCCUCCGUCGCCUCCUUGCGACUCCGGCGUUCCAGCAUCAGCAAAAACCUUCACCACGACAGCCACGGCUUCGCGGGCUGCCCCUCGCUUGGUGUACCGCUUGUUCUUUAUCCUCGGGCCUUGCAAAAUGCGGCUCGAUGCCACCGCUCGACGGUUUGGGCACUCGCCAUGCCAUGGUCAACAUAUCACAUUCCGCAUUCUUCGAGGUGUCGUCCCCGGGACGGCAUUUAUCGCCAGGAGCCCUGCCGUAAACGGGACUUGCACACGGCCAUGGCCAGGACAGCCCCGGCACUACGAAAUAGUACGGGGGCUCGGCAAGUACAAGGACGUUGAUGGCUGCACAACAUCGCGGGACCCCAAGGGGAUGGGCGAUGAGUCCACAUCGAAAUACCCACAAGCACGCGCAACCUUGAGCCUGGCCGUCUGGGUCUGGAGCCUCGCUCACAUGCCACCCCCCUUCUCACGCCCCUCCUCUCUUUUGGGCCCCGGACCCUUGUCUCCUGGGACGUCCCCCGAGUUUGACGCCCUCACUCAGAGGGCUGAUGAAUCCGGCUCAGUUUGUACCGGCGUUCCGAGCCUGACCCUGCCUGCCUGACGUCGCGGCGGGCGUGGAAUUCUGGACGGCCACACCAACGAGAUCCACGAUUCGAUGCUCGCCUGUCGUGCCCUGUGGAUUCCCUCCCCCCAAAGGUACCCCCCCGUGCCUUGCGAGGCCGCGCAGAUACCUGUCCCAGGGCGGAGGGACCCCCAGGGAAAACGCCCUCCACAUUCAAAGUACACGCCUUUGCCCUCUCCCGCUUCUACACGCCUUGUCCGGACCGUUGUCUGUUUUGUCUUGGCUGGUGCCCUGACUCUGCUGGCCCAUGUAUCUGACGGACUGGUUCCGUACCCCUCCACUUGCUCGCAACAAACCGCCGUAGGCGUCCCCGUCGUCAUCCUUCUUGAAAUCGGCCUUCCCGUGGAUUUCGUCGCCUUGCGAACUCUCCCCGUCUUCACUUGCGUGCCUUCACCCCAGUCGAUGCCCUUGCCGAGCCCUCUAGGUGGCCUAACAUUCUUUGACCUUGUCCACUCUUUUUGACCCAUACUCCCCAUCGGAACAAACAUCUUAUAUCAACAGUAUUAGAGCCGGCUCUUCGUCUUCUUGCCGAACCGGCCGUUCGAUCAUUAUCCUGUUCCCAAACCACACUCCCUGUGAGGACAUCAUCAAGUCAUUGCCUCGUUCUUUCCAGGAUCUAACGCUCCCUGUGGUCUCGCCAUUUCCUCGCGCGCACGCACAACAAUUUUGUGCCAUUCACCCUUCACAUUCCUUCUCCAGACCGAAUAUAGUCCUGCCUGGCUCUUCAGAAGCGCCAGCGCCCCCCAACCACCUCCCGAGACGUCCACGAGCUUCAGUCGAGGUAUCUCUUGGUCAUCCUCGCAUACGCACUGCGACCCCGGCCGCCGACCUUUUUCUUGACUGUUCCUCAGAAGUUCGCUAGCUGACUCCCUCUACCCCGCUUGGCUCCUGCCCGUCUGCUUUCAUGGACGGCGAACAGGUCGAAGGGAGGCAGCAGAUGCGGCCACACUCAACUUAUUAUCCCACCUCGGAAGCCCAUAUAUACUCACCCGAGCCCGAUCAGUCGACGCCCAUGUCAAUUAUGGAGACUUCCAGCGUUCCAACGACCGAAGCAAUGAUGUCCGUCAGUCCCGCCUGGCUCACACCGCCAACAUCGCAGCCCCGACAGCGGCCCGAGUCCAUGUAUCAGGACGGCAUGUCCUGCUGUUCAGGCGACGACUGCACUGCGGUACAGAGUUGGAACUCGCUGUCUCCGCAUCCAGAGCCCGAGGAUGUGAGAUCACGCCCUGUCUCAGUGGGCCAAGAAGGGCUUCCUCUCAGUAUCACGAGCAAUGAUCACUGGACGCAAAAGCCGUGCGACGGAUCUCUUGACUUUCAAGGACUAGAAGUCGAUGGGCCCAUCGGACAGGCUUACACAACAGAUGAAGCUGUCCCGAUCAUCGACCUGAGAUACCCGAAUGUAGGGCAUGACGGACAACCGUUGAGCAUCGAAGACGGUAAUCAUAGAGGGAUAGCUGGCUCGUCUCCACCAACGUCCGCCGCUGUGUCCGAUAUUCAAUCGUAUGAUGAUUUUUCGACAGCCCUCUCAGAGGCCACAUCAUACGGCUCCGACUACCUCUCGACGUCGAAUCGCAACUCCAUCAUGUCCUCAAUGCAGGUGUCACCAGCACCGUCACCGCACAUGACUCCAGGGAGGCCCGAACAAGUCCGAGCACAAAGCCGGGGCCGAGCUUCACCAUCCCCUCGGCCCAGUGCACGAUCUGUCCCAUACAGUCUUGAUGGAGCGAAGGGACAAAGGUGGUCGACAGGCUCGUACGCUCCAGGCCAGAAUCGGCGACACUCUCCGUUCGUCUCCCACGGCCCGACCGAGGCAUACAACGCACCCCAGCGCAUGUCCUACACAGAGCCUGCCCCGGGGCCCUUCCCCACGCACCCGGCAGCUUUCGGUAACAGCGGCUAUCCGGGUGCUCCUCGAACGCCUUUCAUGAUGGGUGGACAGCCACUGUAUCAAGGGAACAACAUGUUGUUGCCGUCUCAUUUGCCCCCUCAGCCUUACCAUCCAGAUAUGCGGCAUCUGGAGCAGCCACCACCCUUGCCAUCCCAGGGACUCUUCAAGAUGCUGCAGAGCAACGGCGACCCUCACAACCUCCAUGGGCACUACACGGAUUUGUCGGAACCCCCUGAUUUGUUUGCGUCGCUACAAGAAGAGCAGAUUCCCCCGCCGGAGGAAGACAUGCACCCUUCUGACGCGGACAUGAUUCCCUAUGAGCAAGAUCUCCGGUUUGAAGGCGACCUUUACACGCCAAGAUGGGUGCGCGGCCACGGCAACAAGCGCGAGGGCUGGUGCGGCAUCUGCAAGCCGGGAAGAUGGUUGGUACUCAAGAACUCAGCGUUCUGGUAUGACAAGUCCUUCACGCACGGCAUCAGUGCGGCUACUGGGAGUCCUUUCCAAGAGCCGCUCGAGACCAGACGUAUGGAUGGCAAUCCGGACGUUUGGGAAGGCCUCUGUGGCAGCUGCAACGGAUGGAUUGCCCUCGUGAGCAGCAAGAAGAAAGGAACCACGUGGUUCAGGCACGCCUACAAGUGCCACGCCCACCCGAAGGUCAAAGACGUUCCAAAGCGGCGACGCGAGACCAACCAUGGCCGAGGCAUGGUGGCCCAGCAGCCGGCAAGGUUCAGGCCAGAUGCGAACCGCCCAGAGACGCCGCAGACGGGUAGCGCACCUGCGACGUCCGGGUUCGACAUGCCUACAUCGAUGCCAAUGCCUCUAGCCUACGGACAAGGGCAGUUUCGGCCCCAAGGGCCGCUAACCCCUGUUCCUACCCCUGGACCGUUGAGGGGGCCGAGCUCGAGGUUACCAGUCUCGCUGUCCACCGCCACAGCUGGACUGACGAACAUGAUUUAGUGGUUAAUGUCUUGCGGUCUAUCACCUCAUGAGCUCUGUGUCGGCAGAAUCGUUACGCUGCUCGACUUUCAUUUAUUCAUUUUCUUUAUGGGAAUUUGGCUCGAAGGAGGAGCGCAAAGGAUGGAGUCUCUGGAUCUAUAUAUGUAUGCCCCAGCUUCAAAUCGCCGGGUGCAGAAAGCCGUUCAGUUGUGCCUGGCUUGCAUUGGGCAAGGAAGAUGCUUUGCUCGUUGCUCCUAAAACCCUCCGCUCUGCUUCUUGUGGGACGCCUGUCGAUAUGCAUGAUGAAAGGGAACCUUGGAACAGCUAGAGACGGCGCAGAAAGGAGUAUUUGUGGCGGUUGUAGAAGCUAACUGCCCGGGAUCGGAGAAUGUCAAGAUUUCUUGUUUCUUUUUGCGCCCAUGAUGAGAGCCAGUUGCCCCGGAAUACUUGGGAGUCAGGCUGUGGCGGCCGGCUCCGCAAAGAUGCUCGUGGGUGAACGACGCGGGAGUACCUAGGUAGCAUUGCGACGACGGAUAUGCCGCCGCCGCCCGGGGGGAGGGGGAUCUGCGCUUACUUCUGCCUCGUCUUCCUUCUUCUUCCCCUGUUUUUUUACGUUUUGGUCGAAUACGAUGAUGAUGAUGCAGGCUAUAAUGAGACGAGAUAUGGGGCCAGGGCUUGGGUGUGCGCGUGGUGUGCCCUGCUCUUGAUUUGUCGGUGCCUACUACUGGUGUGGACGUGCGACUUCCUCCAGGGAGUGGCCUGCCUGUCUGUCGUCUGAAG
Messenger RNA from Purpureocillium takamizusanense, 4280 nucleotides. RefSeq lists its product as uncharacterized. Lineage: Eukaryota; Fungi; Ascomycota; Sordariomycetes; Hypocreales; Ophiocordycipitaceae. Bases 1581 to 3521 code for a protein of 646 amino acids. The record is from RefSeq and is a predicted model, not a curated record. The transcript is spliced from 5 exons.